UACUCGGCUAUUUACUCGAUCGAUUAUAUUUCGCGUACUAUAUACACCUAAAUUAUUUACUCAGGUGAAAAUAACAUUAUUUACUUACGCAGUAACUGAACUACUUAUUUAAUUUAUAAUAACUUAAAUAAAAAUUAUUUCAUUACAAUUUACGCGCCAAAGCAGCCAUGUUGUUUUUAUUUUUUGUCAUUCUAAUUUCAAAUUCGUCUGCUGAACUUUUUUUAUUUAGGAAUUUUGUCGAAGAUGAUAAUAAUGUUACGACUGACACGCAAUAUAAACUUCGUGAUUUGUAUAAAUAUAAUAAUAAGGGUGAUCCCUUAUGGGUUUUAUCUUUGAGCGGCGAUGAUUGGAUGAACCCAACUUUAAGACUCGGCAGCAGCAAAGAAUUAGAAGAUUUUUUUCAAUAUAUCGGACCUUUGAUGAGAAUAACUCGAGGGCGGUCUUCGCCAAGAGUGAAGAAAAACGACCCAAAUGGAAAGAAUUCCAAUGAAGACUCACUGCAAGCACCAUCGCAGAAAGAUUUUAUGGCAAUGAUCAAUAAGUUCGCAUUGACAUCCAGUGUUGAUCCAGAUGCGUAUAUUACUGAUAACAAUCAGGAAUAUGACAGUCCGACAAUCUCAAUACAUUUUAAAGGGCAGAACUCAGUACUAUUAGUAUCUUUGGGAAGCAAACAAUGGCACUACAUAAUCAACAGUCGUUCACUGCCAGAAUGGUUUUAUGAGGCCCACGACACUUUUGAAAAUCCUCUCCCUCUUCCAGACGAUGUCAAAACACAGUUUUUUAAUUCCUUAUGGAAUUUGCUGCAUGUGAUAUUUGGUUUACCUGUUUAAUUUCUUUAAGUGAUUAGAUUAAAUUAAGUAAGCAUU
This is a messenger RNA of Spodoptera frugiperda (fall armyworm), 866 nucleotides long. RefSeq lists its product as uncharacterized. Bases 168 to 830 code for a protein of 220 amino acids. The transcript is spliced from 4 exons. The record is from RefSeq and is a predicted model, not a curated record. Lineage: Eukaryota; Metazoa; Arthropoda; Insecta; Lepidoptera; Noctuidae.